CCGAAUUCAUGUAGGAAGUGCAUGGAACUCCGCAACGACACGCUUGCAGUAUAUCUAUGCCAACCGCUUUCUUCCUCUUUUUCAUCUUCAGUGACGGAGGUAGCUGAUAUUGACUUUCUCUAUAUGACCGCGAGGGCUUUCAAAGUCAUUCUAUCAUCUUUAUCCUCAGUCCAAGAGACCAAGCCGCUUGCUGUUGUGAUCUGACCAACUGUUCGAAUCCUCUCGAGAGAACAAACAGACUCCAGAGUCUCAGCCUGCGCCCACUGCGGCGCCACCCAACACAGAUCAUGUGGAUUUUCCCGCUUGUAGGGUACUUGGGAGUGAUCGUAGGAUUUGCUUUCCUCACCCUAGCAAUAGCUUCGGGGCUAUAUUACCUGUCAGAGCUCGUGGAGGAACACACCGUCCUUGCCCGUCGGUUACUAUCCCGGCUGAUAUACAGUAUAAUCCUCGUUCAGAUGCUCCUUGUCGUGUUUGAUCGGUUUCCUCUCGGCCUCUCAGCCCUUAGUAUCGGCUCCCACCUUGUAUAUGCCAGCAACCUGCGCCGCUUCCCAGUCGUGAAAUUAUCCGAUCCCCUCUUCAUCUUGUCGUGUGUUCUCGUGGGUUUGAAUCAUUGGCUCUGGUUUCGUCACUUCUCACAGCCAUUGCCCUCGACGCGAAGCCCAACAAGCUGGCGACACCCAUAUCAAGUCACCGUUGAGGAUAUGCCAACUUUCACUGAAGUGGCAUCCUACUUUGGACUAUGUGUUUGGUCAGUCCCUUUUGCGCUUUUCGUCAGCCUAAGUGCUGGGGAAAACGUUUUGCCUAGCAUGGGUUCCGAGUAUGUGACAGGGGAGCACGUUCCUGGCUCUGCAUUCACUAGCGGCGCUUUGUCGUCAGAUAGCAGGUCUAAGAAUAAGGGGAUGGCGAAAGCAUUGGUGGAUGGCUUCCGGAAUUGGGUGAGUGAGAAUGGGGAAUUGAUGGGAUUUUGGAAAGGUGAACGGUCGAAGAGAUUCUAGGUCUCUGAUACAUGUCUUCAUGCCCAACAUCCACAUGCAAUAUAAAUUGCACCUUGAAAUAUGGCACAAGCCGUUUCAUCUAAGUUCAUCAUACGAUAGAAGUGAUCAUGCAAUCUCUUGAAUAGAG
Messenger RNA from Aspergillus fijiensis CBS 313.89, 1122 nucleotides. RefSeq lists its product as uncharacterized. Bases 288 to 995 code for a protein of 235 amino acids. The record is from RefSeq and is a predicted model, not a curated record. NCBI's taxonomy places the organism in Eukaryota, Fungi, Ascomycota, Eurotiomycetes, Eurotiales, Aspergillaceae. The transcript has 2 exons. Gene Ontology annotation, molecular function: COPII receptor activity. Gene Ontology annotation, biological process: endoplasmic reticulum to Golgi vesicle-mediated transport. Gene Ontology annotation, cellular component: endoplasmic reticulum membrane; COPII-coated ER to Golgi transport vesicle; Golgi membrane.